AUGGAUGAAAGUGGGUGUUUGUUAGUUCAGGCUUUAGUGGACUCUGAAGGGAGGUUCUUGGAUGUGUCAGCUGGAUGGCCUGGCGGUAAGAAACUAGGAGAUAUAUUGAAAAAAUCAAAGCUUUUUACAGGAAUUGAGGAUUCAAAGUACUUAAAUGGACAGCCAUUUGAGCAAAACAAUGGAAAUUCAAUCCCACAAUAUAUUUUGGGCAAUUCAGAUUGCCCCCUUUUGUCUUGGCUUUUGACGUCUUUUAGUGAGAAGAAUGGAGAGUUGAGUUCUAUUGAAUUGGCAUUUAAUAAGGUGCACAGUAGAGCUAUGGAUUUGGUUGGGACAGCAUUUGCGAACGUGAAGAAAAGGUGGAAAGUUGUGUGGAAGAAAUGGAAUAGGCAAUGUGUUGAGGCUUUUCCAUUUGUUAUUGUUUCUUGUUGUUUGCUUCACAAUUUUCUUAUCAAGUGCAGUGAAGUAAUGCCUGAUGAAAAUGCGGAGCUUCGGAGGAAUAUAGAGCUCCCUGAGUUUGAUGGAGAGGACGAUGAGGGUGGGAAGAAGACAUGCGAUGCCCUUGCUUCGCACUUGAGUUGA
This is a messenger RNA of Fraxinus pennsylvanica, 579 nucleotides long. The record is from the annotation of a GenBank genome assembly. Lineage: Eukaryota; Viridiplantae; Streptophyta; Magnoliopsida; Lamiales; Oleaceae.